Staurois parvus is the source of this 323-nucleotide messenger RNA. The record is from the annotation of a GenBank genome assembly. Lineage: Eukaryota; Metazoa; Chordata; Amphibia; Anura; Ranidae.
GAUGACCAGAGACUGCGGACAGUACAGAAGAUGACCAGAGACUGCAGACAGUACAGGGGAUGACCAAGACACUGCAGACAAUACAGGGGAUGACCAAGAGACUGCAGACAAUACAGGGGAUGGAUGACCAAGAGACUGCAGACAACACAGGGGAUGACCAAGAGACUGCAGACAAUACAGGGGAUGACCAAGACACUGCGGACAGUACAGGGGAUGACCAAGACAUUGCAGACAAUACAAGGGAUGACCAAGACACUGCAGACAAUACAGGGAAUGACCAAGACACUGCAGAUAGUACAAGGGAUGACCAAGAGACUGCGAAC